Messenger RNA from Eubalaena glacialis (North Atlantic right whale), 2396 nucleotides. It is a transcript of the gene PIK3IP1, whose product is annotated as phosphoinositide-3-kinase interacting protein 1. The record is from RefSeq and is a predicted model, not a curated record. NCBI's taxonomy places the organism in Eukaryota, Metazoa, Chordata, Mammalia, Artiodactyla, Balaenidae. Bases 163 to 957 code for a protein of 264 amino acids. The transcript has 6 exons.
GCUGGCUGGGAAGCUCCCAGUUCUAAAGAGAGGCUGUUUACCAGAAGAGCAUAACAAGGGCAGGUCUGACUGCAAGGCUGGGAACGGGAGGCAGAGCCGCUGCCAAGGGGACCCCGGUUGGACCCUGGUUGGUCAGUCACCUGCAGGACGAAGGAGGUGAGGAUGCUGUUGACCUGGCUGCAAACAAUCCUCGUGGUCAGCAACAUGCUCCUGGCAAAAACCUAUGGAUCUGGAGGCUGCCUCUGGGACAACGACCACCUGUACCGGGCGGACCAGCCCUCUCCCGCGCCGGGCCUCCUCUGCCUCAACUGGCUGGACGCGCAGAGCGGCCUGGUAUCUGCCCCCGAGUCGGGCGCCGGCAACCACAGCUACUGCCGGAACCCGGACCAGGACCCACGUGGGCCCUGGUGCUACGUCAGCGGCGAGGCCGGCGCUCCCGAGAAGCGGCCUUGCAAGGACCUGCGCUGCCCAGAGACCACUUUCCAGGGCCCGCCAACCUCUACAACAGAAACCGAGGAGGUGUCUGAAGUGCCAGGAGGAGAUGAGGUGCAGGUGUUUGCUCCUGCCAACACCCUGCCUGCCCAGAGCGAGGCCGCUGCCGUGCAGCCAGUGAUUGGGAUCAGCCAGCGGGUGCGGGUGAACUCCAAAGAGAAAAAGGACCUGGGAACCCUGGGCUACGUGCUGGGCGUUACCAUGAUGGUGAUCAUCAUCGGCAUUGGAGCUGGCAUCGUCCUCGGUUACACCUACAAGAGGGGCAAGGACCUGAAAGAGCAGCAUGAGCGGAAGGUGUGUGAGAGGGAGAUGCAACGAAUCACCCUGCCCUUGUCUGCCUUCACCAACCCCACCUGUGAGAUCGUGGAUGAGAAGACCGUUGUGGUCCACGCCAGCCAGACUCCAGUUGACCUUCAGGAGGGCAGUGCCCCCCUCAUGGGCCAGGCGGGCACUCCAGGCGCCUGAGCCCCCCAUGAUGGGCAGGAGCCCAUGCAGACACUGGUGCAGUACCGCCUACCCACCUACAGCUGGGAGGAUCUACACUUUUUGUUGUGGUUAAAACCCCCCACUUAUUUUUUUGGUUUGUUUUUGGUGAAUCCUAAGACAAGCAGGUGGCACUGUGGGCUGAGGGUGAGGCUGGGUGGGGUCCUACCAAUGCUCUUCCUCCAUCCCGUGGAGCAGGAUUUUGCCCGUGGAUGGAGGCAGCGGCAGUCCCCACAGCAGUGCUGCCAGCAGGGGCUUCCAGUGCCCCGGAACUGAACCAGGGAUGGACAGGGAGCUCCCCCAGCUCCUCUGUGCUUUAUUGUCCAAGAUGGCCUCAGCCUCUGCCUCCCCAUGUGUUCUCCUUGGGCUUGAGUGGUGCACACUGUUAUUCACAGUUCAGGUCAUGUAGGUUGAGAAGCGGUGUUUAAAAAAGAUAUUUAGUUUUUUAAAUAUUUGGGAUGCAAUUCCCCGCUGACCUCUGAGAAAUGGAAAUGAGUCUGUACGAAAGUCAGAACUGUGGGUUGAGAACGGGAUCUAGGCGGGGGGGCUGCUGGCAGUGAUGUGCCUUGACAACCGUGGGCUGGGCCCAGGGACUCUUCCUGUUUUGAAAGGAAAGGAAGGGAAGAAUCGCACUGAACAUUCCACUUAGGAAGAGGGUAAAGAAAGAUCUGCAGCUGCCUCAGGCCACAGGACCCGAGUGGACCUGGGGUGCCCCAGACGGUUUCUCUUCAGGGUGGACAGUGACCUCUCUUCAUUCUUCAGGGGUGAGACAGCAGCCAGCUAACCUACGGGAAUGACACUGUGGGUGAGGCCUUGUGAACUGCUUCUGAGAGGUUAGCCUGGAAACCCACUUGGAGGCAGGGCGAUGGAGGGCUUCAGGACUUGGCUCCUGCCUCGGCCCAAAUCUGCAGGUGGCUCUGUAGCCUCCAGGCCAGCGCCUUCCUGUGGGGUCAGUAGGGCGAGGGCCACAACCCCUAACUUGUAAAAUAAUCAUAGAACCAUUGGAAGGGACCUUAGGGUUCCCGAAGCCUUUUGGACAGAGGGGCCAGAAGUGGAAACUGACAUUCAGGGUCACAGAGGAAGCUACCAGCACGGCCAGCCCAGAGGCCCUGAUAUCACACUCGGAGGCCUUAGCACUGCUUCCCGUCCACAGAGCUUCCUUCCCAAAGCCUUGCCACUGCCUCACACGGAGAGGGGUUAGUGGGGCCCAGUCUCUCCCGCAGGCUGUUCCUGGAAGUGAUUUGCUGAGGGGACCUAGGCCUCAGGGGGUCCCUUGUUGGUAGUGAUGCAGAAGAGAACAUUACUGGUUUCUACUUUUCUAUAAAAGCAUUUCUCUCUGUACAUGUUUUAUAUACCUCAUUCUGACACCUGCCUAUAAAGUGCAGGAAAUUGCUCUGCAUUUGACUUACAUAAAUUAAAAA